AUUCCUCAUAAUAUAUCAUGACAUCAGUCAGUCGAAUCAUUGUCAAUUGACAUUUCUGAGUGCACAAUUCCACCCAAAAAUCUGUUGUUUAAUUGAAAGUUGCUGUAACCGUAGGCAAUCUGUUACAUGUAUGGUGAAUUGAACCAUUGUCAAUAGUAUUGGAUUGUAUUUGUAGUUUAGAACGGGAUUGUUUGAUGAUCAGAAUGUUCUUGAAUCUUCACCCUUAUCCAUGAGGCAUGACCAGGCAUGACUGAGGGUAACUUGCUAUUUAUCACACGAUGCCCACGUACACAAUCGUUGACUCAAUGUGUGAUUACUCAGCGAGUCAGCAUGUUACACAAUAAAAUAGUCUCUUAACAUGCAAUGAAUUAUGAAUAACACAUUACUUUUUGAUAGUCCUUAGAUGUGUCAUCACAUUUUUAUAAGGUACUUUUCCACUUUUUUUUCAGUUUGUCGAUAGUUGAUACCGAUAUGUGGUAGAAAUGUAGAUUGGUUAGUUAAAACUUUAUCAGCAGUGGAGUAUUCUGUACCUGAUUUGAUCAGUGAUAUUUUAUUUAGCUUUGUUCAGAAACCAGUUGAAAGUUGGGCAGACCCUCAACAAAAUUGAGUAAAAAGUUCCAGUUGUAAGAGGAUAUCAAGAGAUCUAACGAACAGGACUGUUUUGACGAUGGCCACCGCAACUAAUAACUCUGAGAUGGAGACUGAUGAAAUAGAAGAAGAGAAAACCAACUCAUCCAAGGCUUGUCUUAUGCUUGAGAUUGCCACACUCCUCUCCAUGGCAAGCAUAGACCCCAUCCAACUUGGCCAUUUCGUCGGUUUGGCCGAGAGCAAGGUUGCUGAAAUCGAUGACCUCCUGGAAGACCCUAAAAGCAAAAUCAUCCAUAUCUUGGAGAAGUUCCGUGAUUGUCAUGGCGAUGCUUGGCUAACAGAUCUGAAGGAAGUUGUCAGGGAAAAGCUUGAGAGUCCUAGCUUGACAGAAAAACUAGGAAAAGUGACCAGUUCACAUAGCAUGAAAACCAGCGGAUACCCUACUCUGAAUAAGGAGAGUCUUGCAGAAGAUAAUUCUUCAAAACUUGGAUCGGACCAAGCCCGCGAGGGCAGCAGUCGCAAUAGCUCUGCCUCUGGAUGGGACAUGGGGUCUGGAAGUAGGCAAAGUCAUGGUAACGGGGACACGUCGUCGGAAAGCUUCGAGCGAUUGUCAGAAGAGAACGUGUUUCAGUCAAGAGAAGGCGACCACCCCGCUAGUGAGGAGAUUCCUCACCAAUCGCUUGAUCACCCGGAGAUGUCUCUGCAAAUUACCAAGGUUGGCAAAGCACUUCAGAUUGUGUCUGAUCUCCUUGGUAAUGUUGAAGGGAUCAGUCAGCUGUCUGAGGUCAUUCCGCAGAUCCUACGUCUUGUGCGACAGAUGAAGUCACAAAAGAUGCUGAGACAUGUUUUUGAAGAAGAGAAUUCCAAUCUGAAACAAGACUUGCAGGGAGCAAAUGAAAUCAUCAGAGAACUCAGGGAGAAAAUUGAGAAGCUUGAAAUGGAAAUACAGGAUCUCGAGAAAGCCUCGGGAGAUAAAUCGCUCCAGGACUUUGAUGUCGUGACAAGGAGAGAGGCGACAGAUAUGAAAGAGGAGGAAAAACAGCAUGAACAGAAGACUACAUCGGCUCAGACUCCCUCCCCGGCACCAUCAAGCGAGGGCGUAUCUGUGGAAGCAUAUGAAACUCUCCAGAAGAAGAUAAUAACACUGAAACAGAAGUUGGCUCAAGUUGUAAAACUGAACCACUCUUGGGAUGAGCAGUAUCAUCGCAUGGAGGCAGCUCUCAAGCAAGAACUGGAGAAGACCAAACUGAUGAAUCAAGAAAUAAAGCAAGAUGCGGAGAGAAAAGAGAAAGAACGGGAUGAGAUUUUGGUCGCAGCUAAGCAUAGGAUCGAAGAACUGGAGGCGUCGACAGCUGAUCUUCAGAAGAAUUACGACCAAACCAAACAACAGCUUGGGAAGGUAAACCGUUAUGCCGUCUCCCUGCAGGGUCACAAACAGGAACUGGAAACAGAGGUCAAGAGAUUGAACGAGGCUCUUGAGCAGAAACUGCAGGUCUCCGAGAAGAAGAAACCGGUUGCCGCCGUUGCUCCUCCAUCUCGUAACGACAAGAGCAAACCCAAGAAAGAUGAGUGCGUCCUUCACAGCCACGAAGAGAGAUCCAUCCUUGCCAGCAUGACACAGGGUGAACUGAUUGAAGAGCUUGGUCUGCUCAAGCAACAGGUUGACGUGUACAAAAGCGACUUCUACAAAGAGCAACGGGACCGCCAGCGUGUCAACGGGGAAAUGGAGGAGGUCAAGACGGAACUUCACAGGGCAAAGAAGAAGAUGGACAAACAGAAACAUGAACUUCAGAUAUUGAAGGACCAGGCUUUGGCUUUCCAGUUCCAUGCUGACGAGCGCAAGCAACGCCCCGCUGCUGCUGCAGCUCCUCGUCGAGAAAGGCCACGGUCUUCGCCCCAGGAUAGAGUCUUUGAACUCUUAGAGAAUCCCCGAUCCCCAACUUACCAUCGACAGGUUCGACAGAGGAAAGAGAAAGAGCUGGUCCCUCACGGUGUCAACUAUGCUUUGAAUGGGGAGUAUUGUGACGCUCAGGAAGAUUUCCAGAUCUGCUAUCCUCCAGAACUCUCUGACGAUCAUAGCUCUCAUGGGAGUGAUCACGAUCCAUUCUCCUUCACCCAGAAGUAAUCCUGAGAUAAACUCUACCAUACGAAUCUGAAAAUUUCUAGUAAUUUUGUACAUUGAAGUUGAUGGAGUGCAGCAGCGUUGGAGAACAAUCACUUUUAAUCGGUAAUCCAUAGCAGAAAAUUUGAAUUAAUCAGCUUUCACCUCUGAAAUUCACAAUGAAAACACUCUAUACUUCACGAUACAUAGUGAAAAAAUAAGAAUU
Lytechinus pictus (painted urchin) is the source of this 2915-nucleotide messenger RNA. Its product is annotated as TNFAIP3-interacting protein 1-like. The coding region runs from base 668 to 2713 and encodes 681 amino acids. Gene Ontology annotation, biological process: cellular response to lipopolysaccharide; regulation of transcription by RNA polymerase II. NCBI's taxonomy places the organism in Eukaryota, Metazoa, Echinodermata, Echinoidea, Temnopleuroida, Toxopneustidae. The record is from RefSeq and is a predicted model, not a curated record. The transcript is spliced from 16 exons.